AUGAGCCCAGAAUACCGACCAGACACCAAGUAUAAACCACCAUCUGACACUACGGGUCACCUCACGCCACCCAUACCACCGCCACACGUCACUCGUCCUCAUUCCGAUCCAACUCUAUCUCCAGAGGCCCACGCCCAACCUUCAGGUCAGCGCAAGGACCAACAACCCCCUCGAAUUAAGCCAGUAGUACCACCUGGCCGGCACCUCAGAGCCCAUUCCACCCCGCCCUCACCGAUCACUCCUGCGAACGAUUCGUCGUCCAACGCCGAGGCUGUCCAAUGUAGCGGAAUGACCAAGGCCGGGAAACAGUGUACGAGACAGGUCAAGGUGGACGCGUCAAUGAGGAAUAUAGGGAGCGGAGUGGAUGUGUUCUGUUUUCAGCAUGCGAAAGAGGUUUUGGCGCCUUCUGGAUUUUAUGAUCGGAAGUCUGGGCAGAACUUUAUCAAGUUUGCAGAUUGGAUUCCGGACUACUUACAGCCUGGGACGCAGGCAUCGCUCCGUGCGGAAAUGGAGAAAGCGAGAUCUCACACGGACGAGCCAGGAUAUAUAUAUACAUUUGAGAUCCUAGACCCAGAUGAAACAGAGGUUAUCCAUCUGAAAGUUGGCCGCGCCAACAAUCUCAAUCGCCGCAUGGACCAAUGGGGCAAGCAGUGCGGCUCCAAAGAACAGAUCGUCCGUGGCUGGUGGCCCGGUGGUAUCGUCCACGAUGAGGCCAGCCUUAUGAAGGGCACGAUAAAGGCUGGCGAGAAGGGUGCUUGGUGUCAUAGGCUGGAGAGAUUGGUCCAUCUGGAGUUGGCGGACUUGGCCACGAACACGCCGUACUUGCACGCUGGAUUUCCGGGCAAGGGGAAGGCCAAGGCCACUGCGAGUGGGAGUGGGAGUACGAGCGGAAAUGGCGACGGGAAGGACAAGGACAAGGGCAAGAAGGGCAAGAAGGAUAUCAACCGUUGCCCUGAUUGUGGUACGGCACACAAGGAGAUCUUCUCUUUCGUAAGGGCGAAGAAAGGUACCUACAAGGACAAGGAGUGGGAUCUCAUCGUGAAACCUGUGAUUGAGAAGUGGGGCGCUUUCGUGGAGGCGUAUCUGUGA
Stereum hirsutum FP-91666 SS1 is the source of this 1089-nucleotide messenger RNA. RefSeq lists its product as uncharacterized. Lineage: Eukaryota; Fungi; Basidiomycota; Agaricomycetes; Russulales; Stereaceae. The record is from RefSeq and is a predicted model, not a curated record. The transcript is spliced from 4 exons. Bases 1 to 1089 code for a protein of 362 amino acids.